Messenger RNA from Theobroma cacao (cacao), 1115 nucleotides. Lineage: Eukaryota; Viridiplantae; Streptophyta; Magnoliopsida; Malvales; Malvaceae. The record is from RefSeq and is a predicted model, not a curated record.
AGUCCUUAAACCCUUUUUUCUUGUGACAGCUUCUUCACUACUGCAUUUAUUGCUCAAAUACCGUUAACAAUAGUUGCUUUGCUUCUACUGGUUAAGAAAUGUGUGGCGGUGCUAUCAUUGCUGAUUUCAUCCCUCGCAAGCGUGGCCGCAACGUCACCGCCUCUGACCUCUGGCCUAACCCACCCUUCGCUAAAAUCGAUGGUUUUAACUCCGAACUGUGUCAAAUUGGCCAUAGUGACUCGCUCUCCCACUUCAAAGGACCACAAACCGAGCCCUCCUUAGGUGUUGAGCAAGUGGAGAAGAAGCCAAAGAGGCAGAGAAAAAACCUGUACAGGGGCAUAAGGCAACGCCCCUGGGGCAAAUGGGCAGCAGAGAUUCGGGACCCUGGGAAAGGUGUUCGUGUUUGGCUCGACACUUUCAACACUGCGGAAGAAGCAGCCCGAGCUUACGACAGAGAGGCCCGCAAGAUCCGGGGAAAAAAAGCUAAAGUUAAUUUCCCUGACGAAGACAACGACUUCUCCAUUCAAUAUAACCAAGAUCAUUUUAACAACCAUGAAAUCAAUAACCAUAACUCAGCGGCUGCGUGGAAUCCCAUCCCCAAUUCCAAUCCACCUGUUUAUCCACAGCCCUGUAAAAAUUUAGAUAAUUAUGGAUUUGGUUAUGACCUGAACCAGUUCGGCGGUUAUGCUACAGACCCUAUUGUUAUAUCUGGGGAGAAAAAUUCAAUGUCUGGUUCAGAAGGGUCCUACUCUUGUAAUCCAAAUAUGAACAAUGGUUGUUUAUAUGGCCCAGUAAAGGUUGAAGAAGAAGACGAAGAGAAGCGAGAAGAGCCAGUGAACAGGGUUGUGUUGCAAGUUCAAGAAGAAAACCAAGUAGAGAGGUUCUCUGAGGAUCUGAUGGCUUAUGAAAAUUAUAUGAAGUUUUUUCAGAUUCCAUAUUUGGAUGGGCAAUCAACGACACAAACUGUUGCUGUUCCGCCUAAAAAUGUUAUCGGCGAGCUUUGGAGCUUUGAUGAUGGUGGUGUUCUUGUUACUUCAACGGCUAUGUAACCGUUUCUGGGUUUUCAUUCUUUCAUUUUUUUUAUUUUUCUCUUUAGUCUUCAUCUCUGUUUUUUU